GUCAUUAUGUUUCGCGCUUGGACGGAAGAAGGAAGCGGAGAGAAUCACACGACUGUCAGCGACAGGGGGGCGGGAGUGUCGCUCGCCUCUACCGCAUUGUUCCAGCGCUUUCUUAUUUCAGCACUGCAAGUAGUACUUUCAGCAAAAGUAGCCAGCAUGUUCUUGAAGUCAUGCUGUGUUUACAGCUGUGGUUUGCUGUCAAUAGUCUUGCUGGUGGUGGCCAUCGCCCUGGUCGUCUUGCAGGUCUUUCAAAACACCCUGUACUCCAGGAUCAAAGAGGAGAUCGUACUGAGGAACGGCACAGAUGCAUUUAAUGCCUGGAAGGACCCACCUCCCCCUGUCUACAUGCAGUUUUACUUCUUCAACGUGACAAACCCUUCGGAGGUGCUGAAUGGCGAGCGACCGGCUGUGUUCGAGCUGGGGCCGUACACCUACAGAGAAUAUCGUCCCAUGGAACAAGUGAGCUUUCAUGAAAACGACACCAAAGUGUCUGCAGUCAACCCCAAGACCUACGUGUUUGAACCCAAGAUGUCCAGGGGGACAGAGGAUGAUCUCAUCAGGACUGUGAACAUUCCCGCUGUGACGGUGAUGGAAAAAUUUAAGGAACACCAUACUAUCAGUGGUCUCAUCUCAGCGAUCAUGAAAUCGCAAAACGAGGAGCUCUUCACGACGCACACGGUGGGAGAGCUGCUGUGGGGUUACGCCGACAGCCUUCUCUCGACUCUCAAAAAGUUUGUUCCUGAAAUAGAAGAACACUUCGGCCUCUUCUAUAAGAUGAAUGCGACUGACGAUGGUGAAUACUUUUUCUUCACUGGAAAAGACAACUACAAGGACUUCAGCAGAGUGGCCGAGUGGAGAGGUGAAAGCUCUCUGACAUGGUGGACCACAAAUGAGUGCAACAUGAUCAACGGAACAAUUGCCUCCACCUUCCAUCCCAUCGUUGAGAAGAAUGAGGUCAUCUACAUCUUCUCCUCCGACCUCUGCAGGUCGCUGUAUGCCUUAUUUGAGAAGGAGGUGAAUGUGAUGGGUAUUCCAGCGUACAGGUUUGUACCUCCCAGGGAGGUGUUUGCAAACGCCACGGAAAACCCAGCCAAUGAGGGCUUCUGUGUCCCACCUGGGAACUGCCUGGCGUCUGGCUUGCUCAACGUUAGUGUUUGUAAGCAAGAUGCACCGAUUAUACUGUCGUCACCGCAUUUUUAUCAGGCAGAUGAAAAGUUUGCCAACGACAUUUUCGGAAUGAACCCGAAAAAGGAGCACCAUGAGACUUCAAUUGAUAUUAAUCCACUCACCGGUAUUCUGCUGAGAGCCGCCAAGAGAAUGCAAGUGAACGUCUUUCUUGAGAAAAUUUCCGUUUUCAGUCAAACAGGGAACGUCAGGACCUUGGUAUUUCCCGUGAUGUACCUCAACGAAAGUGUGGUCAUUGAUGAAGAGUCUGCUAAGAAGGUGCAAGCGGUGGUUAAUAAGGGCAACUUGGUCAUCAACAUCCCUUUCCUUUUAAUGGGAGUCGCUAUCGUACUAGGUGUGGUCUUUGUAGUGAUCAUAUGCAGGCAAAGAGUUCCUCAGUCCACUUCAGCAGAACGACAGCCCCUUCUUAAAUCAUCAUAACUCCAGAUGGCCGGAGAACCGUGGGGAUACAGAG
Messenger RNA from Scleropages formosus (Asian bonytongue), 1639 nucleotides. It is a transcript of the gene scarb2c, whose product is annotated as scavenger receptor class B, member 2c. Gene Ontology annotation, biological process: receptor-mediated endocytosis; protein targeting to lysosome. The transcript is spliced from 12 exons. NCBI's taxonomy places the organism in Eukaryota, Metazoa, Chordata, Actinopteri, Osteoglossiformes, Osteoglossidae. Gene Ontology annotation, cellular component: membrane; cytoplasm; lysosome. Gene Ontology annotation, molecular function: scavenger receptor activity. The coding region runs from base 7 to 1605 and encodes 532 amino acids. The record is from RefSeq and is a predicted model, not a curated record.